This is a messenger RNA of Pseudoliparis swirei, 1013 nucleotides long. RefSeq names its product cerebellin 18 (gene cbln18). Gene Ontology annotation, molecular function: protein binding. The record is from RefSeq and is a predicted model, not a curated record. The transcript has 6 exons. NCBI's taxonomy places the organism in Eukaryota, Metazoa, Chordata, Actinopteri, Perciformes, Liparidae. The coding region runs from base 1 to 765 and encodes 254 amino acids.
AUGGUUGUUUUCCCGCUUGUGUUGCUGUUGGCGUGGCAGUUCCUCUGCGGCCGCGGCCACGACCACGACCACGACCACGUCCAGUCCGCCGGCGUGGCGCUGCUGACGGAGGCCGCACUCCAGUGGAGGGGCCCCCUGCCGUGCGGCCAGUGGGACUGCGACUGCACCUUCAACCAGCAGCGCGGCUGCUGCUGCGCGGCCAAUCAAAUGUUCCGGCUGGAGGACCACUCCUUCAAGAGGAUCCACCGCCUGUGGCACGACGUCAUCUCCCUGGAUUACAGAGUGAAAAUUCUCACAGAUUACAGCCGUAUUUCCUUCAACGCCGUCAUGGAUCCCAGUAACAGUAACAUGAUAUAUGGACCCACUCUGCCGUGUUUCGGUCCUUUCAACACCAACGUGCCGAUCCCGUACUCCAUCGUCAGCUUCAGCGACGGCCAUGCAUACAACCCUUCAUUGGGUAUCUUCACGGCUCCGUGCUCCGGUGUGUACGUCUUCUCCUUCACCGUCUACUCGUCCGUGGGGGAGGCCAAGCUCCUCUACCACAAGGUCCAGCUGAUGGUGAACGGAGUGGUGGCGGUCAGCGUGUGGGAGAACAACCGGGAAGACUUCGAGGACAACGCCAACCAGGUGGUGGUGCUGCAGCUGCAGCGAGGCGACCAGGUGUACGUGGAGCUGGUGGCCGGGAGGAAGCUCUGCAGUCACCUGGAGAACAACAUCUUCACCGGCUACAUGCUGUACCCCGACACCGACGAAGACGAGCACUAAACCUCCAGACUGCUCAAGAAAUAUGAACAAAAAACUGCUGAUUCAUGGGGAAAAAAGUGACCCCUCGCAUUUGGGAUCAGGCGGUGAACUCCUUUUAAUAAUAAUAAUAAUAAUGCAUUUGACUUGUAAAGCACUUUUCAUUCAAAAAUAAUCUCAGAGUUCUAUUUAGUAGAGCAUAUAAAUAAAGUUUGGAUAUAUUUGAACAUGUCAUAGAGGACAAAGUUUGAUUUUUUUUUUUUUUAGAUAAU